Paraphaeosphaeria sporulosa is the source of this 420-nucleotide messenger RNA. RefSeq lists its product as uncharacterized. NCBI's taxonomy places the organism in Eukaryota, Fungi, Ascomycota, Dothideomycetes, Pleosporales, Didymosphaeriaceae. The coding region runs from base 1 to 420 and encodes 139 amino acids. The transcript has a single exon. The record is from RefSeq and is a predicted model, not a curated record.
AUGCGACUCUGCAUCGUCACCUUCGCGGCUCUUAUGACCGCCGCCUACGCACUAAACGAUGCUGCGCCCAACGUCAAUGCCAAUAAUCUUGCUGCCCGCAGCGAGCCCCCAAAGGCAAGCGCGACCCUGGACCACAAGAAACACAAGCAUCCUCACGACGGGCUCAAGCACAAGCACGAUAGCACGCACCAUAGCAAGCCUACUGGCAAGCCUGAGCAUACAUGGAAGCCCGAGCAUCCAUGGAAGCACAAGCACGAUAGCACGCACCACAGCAAGCCUACUAGCAAGCCUGAGCAUACAUGGAAGCCCGAGCAUACCUGGGAGCCUAAGUCUACCGGCAAACCUGAGUGGAAGGGCAAGGGGAAGAAGGGGAAGAAGGGCAAGGGAGUUGAGGACAAGGAGCACAAGGAUGGAAACUGA